UCCGCCGGGCGGCGCGAGGGUGCGGGGAGGUCUCGGGUGUGAUGGCGAGCGCUGCCGAGCUGGGCCCGGCUGAGGAGGCCCCGGCCAACGGAGGGGUCCGGCCGGCCACGGGGCGGGGAGGUGCGGCGGCGGCCCUGGUGGAGCGCAGCUCGAGCCCCGGCGGCCUGGCCCUGCUGAGCCCCUACCACACCCGCCGGGCGGGGGACCCCCUAGACCUCGUGGCGCUCGCACAGCAGGUGCAGAAGGCUGACGAAUUCAUCCGAGCGAAUGCCACCAACAAACUGAUGGUCAUAGCUGAGCAAAUCCAACAUUUACAAGAACAAGCUAGGAAGGUAUUGGAAGAUGCUCACAGGGAUGCUGACUUGCACCAUGUAGCUUGUAAUAUAGUAAAAAAACCUGGCAACAUUUACUACCUUUAUAAACGGGAGAGUGGUCAACAGUAUUUUUCUAUUAUUUCUCCAAAGGAAUGGGGUACAAGUUGUCCACAUGACUUCCUUGGUGCCUACAAGCUACAACAUGACUUGUCUUGGACUCCAUAUGAGGACAUUGAGAAGCAUGAUGCUAAAAUCAACAUAGUGGACAAGUUGCUAAGCCAGCCAGCGGCCCUGCCUCCAAGCACUGAACCCACUUUCCAGGGACUGACUCAGGAGAGUGGACUCUGAUAAACAGCUCACAUGACAAGGACCUGUCACCUCUUUGUUGGCCUCUUUCUCUGCCUUGAUGGGAGGUGGCCUGAGAAUUGAGGUGUUGUGGGUGAAUCAUGAACUUCUUGAAAAGAGACCUUGGGUCUCAGUGGGUUAAGCGUCUGCCUUUGGUGCGUACUCUCUCUCUCUGUCUCUGUCUCUCUCUCUCUCUCUGUCUCUCCCUGCCCUUCUCCCUUCCUCUCUCUCUCCCUCCCCCUCCUCUCUCUCUCCCUC
Molecule: messenger RNA, 917 nt
Organism: Canis lupus familiaris (dog)
Lineage: Eukaryota; Metazoa; Chordata; Mammalia; Carnivora; Canidae
Gene: C15H1orf50
Product: chromosome 15 C1orf50 homolog
Exons: 5
Coding region: 42-662 (206 amino acids)
Source: RefSeq, a predicted model, not a curated record